AUGUACUUCCCGUUUCUGACAUGCGAAGUUAUGUGCGGGGCAGCAGCCCUUGAUAUCGCAGAUCGCCAGAACGCCCAUAGCGGGACACUUGCGGUGCGAGCUGUAGUUGAGCUGUUUCGGCUUGGGAAUCGUAUGAGAGAGGUCAAUCGUCAAAUCAUGGCUUUUUCCAUCUCUCACGACCAUCGGGUUAUGCCGGCACACUUUGAAAGGAUCUGCUCAGCCAUCGACCAGUUACUGUCGCAAUUGGACUUGGAUAUGCCACCGCUUUCGGAAACCCGGUUGUCCCAAGAGAUUGUAAGCCAUCGUCUCUCGCAGUCAGAUAUUGGCUCUGCCCGGGCGUGCAGCGAACAGGGUCACCACCAGCCUGUUGACGAUCUAGAGACUAUUCCAGACACAUCUUUCACGGGUUCAGCGUCAGCAAAGAAGGCGAAGAGGGCCCAGAGGAGGAAACGUUAG
This is a messenger RNA of Cryphonectria parasitica EP155, 456 nucleotides long. RefSeq lists its product as uncharacterized. Bases 1 to 456 code for a protein of 151 amino acids. The record is from RefSeq and is a predicted model, not a curated record. NCBI's taxonomy places the organism in Eukaryota, Fungi, Ascomycota, Sordariomycetes, Diaporthales, Cryphonectriaceae. The transcript is spliced from 2 exons.